Messenger RNA from Clunio marinus, 267 nucleotides. NCBI's taxonomy places the organism in Eukaryota, Metazoa, Arthropoda, Insecta, Diptera, Chironomidae. The record is from the annotation of a GenBank genome assembly.
AUGACACACCUGAAGAAUCUCAUAUUGUUUUCACUUUCAACAUCUUUGCUCUUUAAGUUUUGCUUUCGUUCCAGAAAAGCAUUCAUUGUCAAUUUAUUGACUGUUAUCGAGACUCAAAAAGCAUUUCGAUAUUUUGACUUCAACACCAUAAACAACAAUGUUAUGCUUUGUUAUGAAAUUUCUGAAUGUAAUCGGUUCAUGCAGUUACGAGACAACAACAAAGUCGACAUGAGACUUGAGUCGGUUGUGGUGACUGGAAAGCCUUGA